AUGUCCAGCAUCGACGCAAAAUCCCUCAAAGUAGCAGAGCUCAAGGAAGAGCUCUCCAAGAGGGGCCUCGACGCCAAAGGUCUCAAGAAAGAUCUCGUCGAAAGACUACAGAACGCUAUAGAAGAAGAAUUGAACCCCAAGCCCUCAACACCUCCUAUCGAAGAUCCCACAGACGAGAACGUCAAGGAACCUACUGAGGAUCCCAAAAAGCAGGCUGAAGCGACUUCUCGUCCAGCGACUCCUCCUGCCCCAGAGGUUCAAGAUGCUAGGCCCUCAACACCUCCUAUCGAGCACGUGCCAGUGGCGGUUGAGGGGGUAGGAAGUGUGAUGGUGGAUGGCUACCCCGAAUCUGUGCAAGAACCCGAAACGGCGCAGAACGGUGCAGAAUCUGCUCGCGUCCCUACGCCUCCCCUCGACACUGAAGCCGAGCAGCAGGUACUGGAUACCGAGCCCAAGAUCUUCGAUUCAGAAGUGGCAGAGGUGAUUGCCAGGGAGGAGGAAAAGGAGCGGGAAGCUGCUGCUGCUGCUUUGACACCGGACUUGCCUCCAAAGAGCUUGUCGCCUUUACCGCCCUCGGAGGAGAAGGCGCUGGAAAGGGAGAGAGAGUCAAAGGCGGAGCAUGGCAUGGAAGUGGACGAGGACAAGCAGGAAAAGAAAGAAGAGGGGGAUGAGAUGCAAAUCGACCGACCGCUAUCUCCGGCUGCACCACCCACGAAACGAUCAUUGUCCCCUUCUUCCCCACCCCGACCCAUCAAGAAAUCCCGCGCUUCACCCUCUCCUCCCCCUGCUCCCCAAGCCACUUCUUCAGCAUCCACUCCCGCCCCUCUAGCCCCGACUGCUUCUGGUGAACACCCACCCACCACAGUCUUGUACAUUACGAAUCUCAAACGCCCCAUCCCUUUCCCUGGUCUUCACGAGCUCCUGUACGACGACUCUCCUCCUUCAUCACACCCCUCGUCUCUCCCUCCUCUGAGAAAACCUUUCGCGGAUGAAGACACGCCUGGUAUCUGGGUUUCCGGUGUCAAAGAUCACGCCUAUGCCGUCUUUCCUUCAUCCGAAGCAGCCGCCGCUACUGCUUCCAGGAUCAACGGCAUCAAGUGGCCCGAAGAGACCGGCGGUAAUCUCUCUGUCGAAUACAUCCCCGAAGACAGGCUUCUUCAGCUGGUCGAGCGAGAGGAAAAGGCAUGGACCAAUGGCAGGCAAAAGCUCGUGUUGAAGGUCGUCCGAGAUGGAGAAGGAUUCGACUAUGUCUUUGAGGGUCAAGGGAAGCUGGGGAGGGUACCGUCGCGCGGCGCUCCUGUGCCCUCUGGUCCUCAGGCCCGGGGUCCCCCAGGGUUCCCAACCGGACCGAGGAACGCCUUUGGCGCGAAUACGCCGCCUCUUGCCCCAGGACAGAGAGGUCCCCCUCGAGCUGUACCCUUGACAGGUGUGAAUGCCAUCGGCGUCAAUGGCCCUGGGGCCGCAGGUGGUAUACCGCCUUGUCCAGGGCGAGGAGGUUUCGGUGCAAGAGGAAGAGGUGGUUUCCCAGUGCAAGGUGGCCGGCCGUGGGGACCGGGGGCGAAUGGUCCUGGGCCUCAUGGUGGACCUGGUUAUGGCCCGAGGAGGGAUGGUGGCGCGCCGGGAUUACAGCAGGGCGAGAGGAUGAGGCCGACAAGGACGCAGCCGAGAUUGUUCUGGAAAAAGGGACCUGGGGCUGUCGAUGGGCCAUGA
This is a messenger RNA of Cryptococcus wingfieldii CBS 7118, 1710 nucleotides long. RefSeq lists its product as hypothetical. NCBI's taxonomy places the organism in Eukaryota, Fungi, Basidiomycota, Tremellomycetes, Tremellales, Cryptococcaceae. The transcript has 2 exons. The record is from RefSeq and is a predicted model, not a curated record. Bases 1 to 1710 code for a protein of 569 amino acids.